This is a messenger RNA of Trichomycterus rosablanca, 3324 nucleotides long. RefSeq names its product adhesion G-protein coupled receptor D2. Gene Ontology annotation, cellular component: plasma membrane. The record is from RefSeq and is a predicted model, not a curated record. Gene Ontology annotation, biological process: cell surface receptor signaling pathway; adenylate cyclase-activating G protein-coupled receptor signaling pathway. Lineage: Eukaryota; Metazoa; Chordata; Actinopteri; Siluriformes; Trichomycteridae. Gene Ontology annotation, molecular function: G protein-coupled receptor activity. Bases 1 to 3270 code for a protein of 1089 amino acids. The transcript is spliced from 24 exons.
AUGCAUUUACUAACAAUUUUCUGCUCAAAUGUUAUUGUUUUGAUUCAAUGCUCCAUUGGAAAAGCUCUAGCUAUUAACGUGGAAAGCAGAAUUCUGCUCCCGAAUGACCACUUUUAUUACGAUUACGAGCCAGCCCGGCUGCAGUGGCAUGCAGUCCAUAGGCUGUGUAUUCAGAGAUCGGGAUCCCUGGCAGUGGUUUCCAGUGAUGACAACAACCUAAGUCUGACUGGCUUCCUUCAGUCCUUGAACAUUUCUGACCCUGUAUGGAUUGCACAAAGAGCUCCUGAAAUAAGUGCCACUCCUGACUUAGUGCUGAAUUUCCUUGGGCAGAACAGCCUUCAGUCUGCACGUCUGGUGCACAAGUUCUCCAAGCUGGCUGAUGUAACAGUUUGCACUCGCAUCUCCUUCGGUCCUUUUUGCAACGGAUCUUUCACAGUGUUUUCCUAUUCCAUACACUCAUUCAUUAACGAGUUCCAGGUCCGGGCGAGAAUCAUACCCAAUGAGCGCGUCCAGCUCGCUCUGCUUGUGCACGGACAACAUGGCCCAUAUGUACCAGCCUUCGACAAUGAUUUCAUCUGGCACUCUGUGUGUGUCAGUUGGACAGGAAACGGUGGCAAGUGGGUAAUCUCAGCUGACGGUCAAGAGGUCGAGCAGGGGAGUGCCCUCUACUCAUCAGAAGAAAUAGGGGGUGAUGGAAUUUUUAUCAUCGGCCAAGAACAAGACUCGUUUGGAGGCUCCUUUAAGAGCGAGGAGGCCUUCUGCGGCAGCAUUACCCAGUUCCACGUAUGGGAUCAGGUGUUAAACGCUGUGGAAAUCGGAAACAUGGAAAAAAACUGUUUAUAUCUUCCUAGCGGCCUGAUCUAUAAAUGGGGCACAUCUAAGCUGGAAAUGACGCCCACGCUUGGCGUAUACUGGAGCUACGUCAAGUGUCAAGAGCUUUUCCACAGAACUAAUAACGACAGCUGCAUGAUCUAUGAUCCUGCCAGUGGAAACUGGGGCUGGGACAACUGUGAGUCACAAAGAGGAGGUGUCUGUCAGUUUCAAAAAGAGCCACAGAAUAACUUUGGCUUACCCCCAUUUCCUCAGACGCCACUUUUUACAGAAAUCACCAACGGUAUUUCUUCCAAACCUGAAUCAGAAGGCAAUAUUUUAGCCUCACCCACAGAACAGGAGCUGAUUUGGUUAAGUUCACUUGCUGACGCAGCUGUGAAAGUUCUUCAGAAUAAUCCGGACAUGAUCACAUCCUCUGAUCUCCAGUAUCUCACUCAGACCAUUGAAGUGGCUUCAGCUUUUCCCCUUAAUUCCACAACUGUCUCUUCCGAAGUCAUCACAUCUAUGGCUACCAGUUAUGUGAAUCUAGCCAGCGCUCUUGUCGAUCCUGCCAUGGGCGUUCAAUGGUUGGAGCUGAAGCUGAUCAGUAUUCACCUUAGGCCAUUUAUGGUUAUAGAGAGUAUUGAGAAAUUACUUUGGGCUCUGGCUGAUGCGUACUUUACAGACAAGAAGAGCUUCACGCUUUCAACAAGAAAUAUUGAUAUUCAUAUGGAGCCACGGACAUUAUCUCCUGUGAGCUGCAGCUGUGCUUACAAACCCUCAUCACAAGCUGGUCAGAGCCAAGAUGAAAUUCUUAUUCCUGAGACUGAGAUCCAGAGGCUUCACUCCCUUGGUCACACAGAUGUGAUGUUUAUUCAUGCCUACUACAGCCAACUGCUGGACCUGCUUUCCAAAACUAAAAUUGAAACUUCAACAGAGCCGCAAACAAAAAACAUGCAUUCAACAGUCGGUCAUCUGGCUUCAGCAGUCAUUUCGGCGACAGUGAGAGAUGUGUUGAGGGCGGAGAAUGUUCCAGUGUCUGUCCAGUACACUCUCACAACUCUCACAAAGGUGGAGUAUUCUAAACAUGUCACGCCUGUGCCCAAGUGUAUUUUCUGGGAUGUCAAUAAUGAGGUUUCUAAUGGGAGUGAUUGGUCUGGUAAGGGCUGUAAAGUGCUGUACUCUGGAUCGAAUGCAACGUCUUGCUUCUGCAACCACACCACUAACUUUGCUGUCCUAAUGAAUUAUUUGGAGAAUAAGUGGAGCGAAGCAGAGGAAAGCAUUUUGAACAAGCUGACGUUCAUCGGAUCGGGAGCAUCGCUCUGCGCUCUCGUAGUGACCUUGAUGCUGUUUACAGUGCUGGAUAUUCCGAAAUCCGACAGGACAUCUGUCCACAAGAAUCUUUUCAUCUCUUUGACCUUUGCUCAAAUCGUCCUUCUCUGCAGUGGCUCAGCUGUUAAUAAUAAGGUGGCCUGCACCGUGGUGGCAGCUCUACUUCAUCUGUUCUUCAUGGCAGCAUUUAGCUGGAUGCUGGUGGAGGGACUGAUGCUCUGGAGCAAAGUGGUGGCUGUUAACUUGAAUGAGGAUCGCCACAUGAAAUACUACUACCUGAUUGGCUGGGGUCUGCCUGUUCUGAUCGUCACCAUUACUUUGGCCUCAGCCACAGGAAAAUACUCGGCCGACGGCCACUGCUGGCUCAGCGUACAGAACGGAGUAAUAUGGGGCUUUGCUGGCCCGGUCAUCUUUAUCGUUGUGGUGAACAUCAUGGUGCUGACCCGUGUGCUAGUCAUCACCAUUUCCACUGCCAAGAGAAGAACCCUGAUGAUGGCACCCCGCCUCAGUCCUAUGGAACGGGUGUAUGAACAAAUCAGGGCCGCUGUAAAAGCAGUCUUGGUUCUGCUGCCUAUACUAGGCCUGACUUGGCUGUGUGGAGUCCUGGUACCUUUCUCCAUCAUCAUAGCUUACAUCUUCAUCCUUCUCAACUCGCUGCAGGGUCUCUUCAUCUUCCUGAUAUAUGGCGUGUACAACACAGAGGUCCGAAGCACAGUCAACAGGAUGAAGGAGAGGAGAAAAGCACAGAAUUUCUUGAACUGUGGCAGCUCCAAACCAUCCAGCUCUAUCAACAACUUUCAGCCUGGCAGCACUCCUGUCCCUGGCAUUCUAGACGGUUACGGCUUCAGUGCCAAUCAAUCAGGAAACCUUUCUAUAUCCAGUGCCUGUACCAGUCUGAGCUGCAGCAGUGGCAGGCAAUUCUCCGUUCCUUGUGUCAACAGUGCCCUGACAGAAGAUCUCAGCUGCCCUCCUAAUAGCACCCACAUACCCACAGAGGACCAUGAUGCCAGUGGUGUGGAUGGAGCAGCAGAUUCCUGCAGUCUUCACGUUCCUAUGGACUCGGAGUCGACAUCCUGCAGUACAGUAACCCCAACAACAGAGCAGCACAGCAGCAAGGACCUGAACUGAAAUUUUGUAUUUAAAGGAAUAAUUCUUUACUGUAAAUACUGUACAUUUCAACAU